AUGAAGACCGCUGUGUCCAAAUUACCGGACGGCCAUGGCUAUGUCUAUAAGGAAGUGCGCUUCUCGCCAACGGCAACCCCUGUUCGUCGUGCGCAAUCGGUUUCUACAAGCACCCCUUCUAUGAGCUCUAAAUACCGACCAGCGCGGAUACCUCAGGUUCCCGAAGACCUAGUACUCGGCUUGGACACAUCAUAUAUCGAUCAGUCACGAGAACUCCUGGAGAACCAGCGGGCGCAUCUUGAAACCGAGCGGGCACUGUUCGCCCAGGAACGACAACUAUGGGCGAAAGAACGGACGCUUUUGCGGACAAAGAUUUCAGAACUAGAGUCAUUGCUGAAGACGAAACGGAGCCAAUCCAUUGCCCACCCCCUCCAAACCUGCGUUUGGGACCCCGCAGUGUGGGAAGGGUCAAGUCCAGGAAGUCGACCGACGAGGGUAUUCCGUGAUGAGGAGAUCCUAGACAAUGCUCACCUAUCCCCGAUCAGCGAAGGGGGCGGCAGUAACCCUCCGUCCCUCGAUGCAGCACUUUCGCCACGGGCACGGGCAGUAGACGCCUCUGGCGUGACCGUCAGCAUCCCCGUGCCCAUCGAAAAGCUUGACAGCAGACUGGAUGGGAUCACGCUCAAGUCUACUGCAUUGCCACCCGGGGUCGUUGCUCGAGUGAUCACCCCACCCUCACCGUCGCCCCUAGAGACCUCCUCCCCAGCUCCAGCCUCUGCCCCUUCAGAGCCCGCAAGGCCGGGGAUGGAACAUCGACACAGUCUCAGGUUGAAGCUGUCAGAACUCGGCCGACCCAAUGAGAACCUCGUCAGGGAUGCAGGCCACACCCCAAUGGCGAUCAUCGAGGCGGAUGGCAGCCAGCGGACCACCCAGGACGCUUCGCCCGUUGAGAUACCCCCGUGCGAGGACCAGGAGGAGGAGGCCCCUUUGGCGCCUAUGACCACCCAUGUCCACCAACCCUCCGAACAUGCAGAGUCCUAUUUCCCCGAUGUACCUGACGAUCCUGCCCUCCAGGGGCCCCUUGGUCUGACUAAUGAUGAAGAACACGACAGCAGCUUCCUGAACGAACUUGAUUCGCGACUCCUGGACCAGGCCAAGCGCAUCUUGUAUACCUCGACGGUAUCUGAUGAUGUCGAAGAGGAUGAUGCAGAAGCGCCUAAUCAAGGCGAACCGGAGCCGGAAAUCAAAUUUAAGAAAUCUACCAAUUUUGGCACAGCAUUUGGAAUGUCUAAUCUUGGGAAAAUCUAA
Molecule: messenger RNA, 1248 nt
Organism: Penicillium daleae
Lineage: Eukaryota; Fungi; Ascomycota; Eurotiomycetes; Eurotiales; Aspergillaceae
Exons: 2
Coding region: 1-1248 (415 amino acids)
Source: RefSeq, a predicted model, not a curated record